This is a messenger RNA of Cannabis sativa, 738 nucleotides long. RefSeq lists its product as uncharacterized. Lineage: Eukaryota; Viridiplantae; Streptophyta; Magnoliopsida; Rosales; Cannabaceae. The coding region runs from base 1 to 738 and encodes 245 amino acids. The transcript has a single exon. The record is from RefSeq and is a predicted model, not a curated record.
AUGAAGAACAUAUGGACACUAGCUGCCAAGAAAGAUAACUUAUGGGUCAAAUGGAUCCAUAGUGUCUAUCUGAAGAAUGGUGAUUGUUGGAACCACAAGGCUUCCAUCCAUAGUAGUUGGUAUUGGAGGAAGCUUGUGGAUCUAAAAGAUGAAAUGAGAAGAACUUGGGAUACAAAUCAACUCUUAGCUACUGAAUUUAAAAUAGCAGAUGGAUACAAGAAGCUUCAGCUGACACAAGAUCGAACUCACUGGUGUAAUCAAGUUUGGUCUAGACUCAAUCAUCCUAAGCAUAGCUUUAUACUGUGGAUGGCUGUGUUGGACAGACUUAAGACAAGAGAUCGGUUGAAAAGAAUGCACAUAACAGAUGUUGAAGAUUGUUGUUUUUGUAGCAGUCAACCCGAAAGCAAGCUUCAUCUAUUCUUUCAAUGCAGCAAAACAAGAAGCUUGCUCCAACAAAUGAAAGAGUGGAUCGGCUGGAAGGCUACUGCUUAUGAUCUGAACUCACUUAUCCGGAGCAUUAGCAGGUCCAAGCGCUCAAAAUUCCAGCAGCAAGUUUUUUCGGCUGCUAUUGCUGGUUUAGUUUAUUUCAUUUGGCAGCAGAGAAAUGGACAUAUAUGGCAGCAGAGCCCGAAGUCUAUGAAUAUUCAGGAGCUUAAAUGGCACAUCAAAACAAGAAUAUCUUGUGUUUUACCAAAAAAAAUCAAAGUGGAAGAUAGGAUAUGGUUUGAUAAUUUGUAA